Messenger RNA from Phragmites australis (common reed), 832 nucleotides. RefSeq lists its product as uncharacterized. Lineage: Eukaryota; Viridiplantae; Streptophyta; Magnoliopsida; Poales; Poaceae. The coding region runs from base 93 to 602 and encodes 169 amino acids. The transcript has a single exon. The record is from RefSeq and is a predicted model, not a curated record.
CUCGCUCCUCAGUUUGCCAAAACCAUCAACCAGAGCGCACUCUCCACACCCAACCGGAAGCUCCAAACUGUUUGCUCUCUCUGUGAUCUCUCAUGGCGACGGCGGCGGCGACCACAAGGCGGCCAAGCGGGCCUGUUUUGUCAGUCGCACACUACCGCUCCGCGUCGCCCACGCGCGUGAAGCUCGCCAGCGGGGGCGCCCGGUCGCCGGGCCCGUCCGUUAGCGUUUCGUCUUCCUCCUCUUCGGGCGGCGCACGGAGCCGGCGGACCUGCAUGUGCUCGCCGACCAACCACCCGGGCUCGUUCCGGUGCAGCCUCCACAAGGAACGCAGGUCCCGGGGCGGCCACGGCCACAAGCCGACCUCCCCGCCGUCCCCGAGCAGCUCGAGCCCGACCGCAAGCCGGUUGGGCGCGAGCGCGAGGCGGAUGGGCAGCGCGCUGGUGCGGAUCAGCGCCGUGGAGGGCGGCGAGUGGGCUCGCCGGGCGCUCGCGGCGACGGUGCGGCCGUCGCCCGCGGCGCAGCACCGGCGGCGCGUGGCCGGGUUCCGCCCCCGGCCGAGCCGUCUGUCCACCGUGUCCGUGGCCGGCGACAACGACCAAUAGACGCCGACAUGUUCACAUGUCAUAGAAAUAUUUCUAUAGUACUAGUAAAUAGGAAUUUCUAUAGCAUUUUGUUUUGGUGUAACGCCGAGAACCGGUGAAAUCGAAGUGGAUUAGGAGUUUUGGAUCCUAAUUGAUUUCUUGUGUACAUGGAACUCUGUCUCAGCGAGCCGGAUGAGGCCGUUGGUUUGGAUAAACAUGAGUGAGGAAUGGAGACAUGUGAAUUGCCCCAA